Molecule: messenger RNA, 808 nt
Organism: Eptesicus fuscus (big brown bat)
Lineage: Eukaryota; Metazoa; Chordata; Mammalia; Chiroptera; Vespertilionidae
Gene: GRPEL2
Product: GrpE like 2, mitochondrial
Exons: 4
Coding region: 51-728 (225 amino acids)
Biological process (GO): protein import into mitochondrial matrix; protein folding
Cellular component (GO): PAM complex, Tim23 associated import motor
Molecular function (GO): protein homodimerization activity; adenyl-nucleotide exchange factor activity; protein-folding chaperone binding
Source: RefSeq, a predicted model, not a curated record
CACUUGGAGCCAGUGCGCGUGCGCUGCCUCUGUCGGCCUAGGUCGGGAACAUGGCCGCGCGGUCCUUGUGGGCGGUCCGGCGGCGGUUGCAGCACCUCUUGGCCUCGGUUGCUGCGUCCGAUGGCAGGGGAUGUCUGCAUCCUUUCAGCACUGCCACCCAGAGAACUGCUGGUGAGGACUGCAGUUCUGAGGAUCCUCCUGAUGAGCUUGGGCCCUCUCUUGCAGAAAGAGCCUUAAAGCUAAAAGCUGUUAAACUGGAGAAGGAAGUCCAGGAUUUAACAGUGAGAUACCAGAGAGCUCUAGCUGAUGGUGAAAACAUAAGAAGGCGAACCCAGAGAUGUGUAGAAGAUGCCAAGAUAUUUGGAAUUCAGAGUUUCUGUAAGGACUUGGUAGAGGUGGCAGACAUUUUGGAGAAGACUACAGAGAGCAUUUCUGAAGAAACAGAGCCUGGGGACCAGAAGCUCAGCCUUGAGAAGAUCUUCCGAGGAUUGUCACUUUUAGAAGCAAAGCUGAAAAGUGUGUUUGCCAAGCAUGGCCUGGAGAAGAUGACCCCCAUUGGUGACAAAUACGACCCACAUGAGCAUGAACUCAUCUGUCAUGUGCCGGCUGGUGUUGGGGUGCAGCCUGGCACGGUGGCAUUAGUAAGGCAAGACGGCUACAAGCUGCAUGGCCGCACCAUUAGACUUGCCCAGGUGGAAGUGGCAGUGGAGUCUCAGAGAAGACUGUGAAUGGGCCGUGAGGAACUGAAUGUCCUUCAGAGUGCAGUCACCUGUGUUUCCUUUAUUUAUUAAACUAGGUUUGUAUUGUA